Messenger RNA from Equus quagga, 5430 nucleotides. It is a transcript of the gene C20H14orf132, whose product is annotated as chromosome 20 C14orf132 homolog. Bases 1 to 822 code for a protein of 273 amino acids. NCBI's taxonomy places the organism in Eukaryota, Metazoa, Chordata, Mammalia, Perissodactyla, Equidae. The transcript is spliced from 3 exons. The record is from RefSeq and is a predicted model, not a curated record.
AUGCAGUUCAUACCAGUCCGUAAGGCUCUGGUCCCAUUCCCACAGCCCCUGCUGGGCUCCCAGCUGCUGGGUGACCUUGAACAGACUCCUCCAUCUCUCUGUGCCAUAGCUUUCUUGUUCCUGACAAAGUCUGAGAGUCUGGGGGCUGCCUCCUUCACAGGCUGUUUAGAGGCUCAUGAUGAGCUUGGUUUCUCCAUCCGGACGGCACAGGGACAAGGGAGCUCGCGCUCCGAGGUUCAGCCCACCCUCGGGGGUGGGGCUGGGAGUGAUCACGUGCAGGGGCUCCGGGUCCCUGAGCCGCCCUGCCCCGCCCCGCCCCGCCUCGCCCCGCCUACGGGCCCCACCGCGGUCCGGAGCCGCGAGCGCAGAGGCAGCCGGGGGCGCCGCGCGGGUUCGGAACGCGCCGUCUCGCAGGGGCUGGUGAGGUUGGCGCCGCCGCCGCCGCGGGCGUCCGGGGGUGCGUGUUCGCCGCUCGGCCCGCUCCCAGCCAGCUGUGCAAGCGGCUGGACCGGCAGCAGCAGCAGCGGAGACUCGAGCGCGGGCGGCAGCAGCCGCGGGAGCAGCGACACCAUGGAUCUGUCCUUUAUGGCCGCGCAGCUGCCCAUGAUGGGAGGAGCCUUCAUGGACUCGCCCAAUGAGGACUUCAGCACCGAGUACUCCCUCUUUAACUCCUCCACCAACGUCCAUGCAGCCUCCAACGGCCCAGGCCAGCCGGAGGAGCCUCCGCGGUCCUCCAACGACGCCGUCUUGCUCUGGAUUGCCAUCAUAGCGACGCUGGGGAACAUUGUGGUGGUGGGGGUGGUGUACGCCUUCACCUUCUGAGGGACAGAGUGCCCUGGAGCUCCAGGACGGCUCACCCUAUGCUGGGCUCACAGCGGGGCGAGGCGUCCCACGGGCACCAUCGCUCUUGGCCUUUGGCUGUGCCCACGUUCUAGAACCAGGCGCAGCGACUAUGCGUCCGGAAUUUCCCCAGGGAGCCCUGGUUUCAAAUAUUCCAUGCUGUGGUCAAGCUGAUCCAGAAAACAUGGGAGCAUGGGCUUCCAGCCCCCGGAGGCGUGACGGGGCAAAGUCUUCAAGGAACAGACUGGAGGAUUCUUGAAACUCCAUUCCGAGAACUUGAGACCAGAGGGCGCAGCCAGUUAGGUUUAAAAUACAGACAUGGUUGGACGAUGCAUUGCUGGCAGUAAAUAAUCACUUAUGUGUCUUGUUUUUAUGCAGACUUAUCACACCUGGCGUGUGGGGUGCCGGGGCAGGAGCAGCCCUCCAAACUUCAGUGUUCCCACCCCAAUCUUGCUUUCCCACGCAGCCCCUUGAAAUAUUGAUGGCCGUCACUUGAAUGGCCAUUGAUGGUUCCUAGUUUGACUUGGAAAGGGCACCUUGUCACCAGAACCUGACUCCUUAUGAGACCCCAAAUGAUCAGGAAACCCAAAGAUGGCGUGAUGGCUGGUGCUGCAGAGGGACUUCCGGCUGCUGGCGGUGGUGGUUUUUAUCUGCUGGAUGGACUUUCUCUUUUUAAAAAGAGAAGACGCAUUUAAGAAUCAGAUCUGCCAGGCAGUUUGCUCUCCAGACCACCCAUGGGAAGGUGGUCUUCUCUGAGAGAACACGGCCUUCUACAGUGGAAGAAGGCUCCCGUCCGCCUAAUCGUUUGAGGGAUGGGAGUGGAAGGGGCGUGGUUUGCCUGUGGUCACACAGCAAGUUGAUGGAGGGGUCGAUUGGGAGGGACGUGUCCUGACUCUCAGCUCGGAGUGAAGGGCUCUCUCCAUCCAGCUAAGUGCUCCUCUGAGCCGAUUCUUGUCUACCCGGCUGCCUCAGGGAGAAUAUCCAGAGGGUCUUGAAGCUGUGUGCAAGGUGGGUGGGGCGUCCAGACAGCUACAUUUUAAACUGGGUUUGGCUUCCGUGCUCUCUUGCAGUUGAGAACGUGCUCUGCCCAAGUCAGUUUCAAUAUAAAGUCAGUGUCUGGGGGCCUGGCAAACAGGGGCCCCCAGAUGAAGACCAGAGUGGGAAGGGGUGUGCCCGGGGAGCCGUAUGGGAAGGGCUCACUCUUCUUCCGUCCUUAGGAAAGCUCAUUGCACAGUACCCCCUUCCCAAGCAGCCCCCUGCGCCCAGACGAGUGGGUGGAGCUCAGCCACGGGCUCGCUCUCCUGCAGGCCAGGUGUGGCUCUCUCCCUGCGUUCUCUCUGAAUUGUAGGAAAGAAAAGUAAAUGGCAUAGACCUCCCCUCUCUGGUUGAGAAACUUAAAAGACAGAUUCAGAAGCCCUGGUGCAUGUUUGGAGACAAUUGCAAAAAGGCUGCAUUUGUCCCUGUGGCCUCAGGAGAAAUGAGUGUUCUUGAUGACAUGCGAAGGGACAUCUCAAUUGUCCAGAGGCAGCCACUCAUCUCUGGGAGGUGGCGCUGAGCUGCCAUAAUAACAGGAUUACCAGCCAACCUCCAGACAGCGCCGGCUGACUGCCGCCAGCUCUUAAUGGCCACAUCUGUCACUGAAGCCAGGCAUCCACCCACCAAUGCUUCAGCUCAAGUGGAGGUCAUGAGCGCAGAGAUGGAGAAGGAAUGAGGGAUCUUCUGCCUGGACUCCUUCUGGAAUCACUGACGGGGCCCUGCUCUCUGCAGGACCAGCCCGGAGGCUGGGCUGGGUAGUCAGCCAUUGCGUGCACAUCUUCCCAGCCGCUUCUCCAGCAAACUGCUCUCCAUCGAGCCCUGGUGUCUGCCCCGUGAGCAAGGUCUUUCGUAGACAGCUGUCUUCAUGAGAAAACCCAAGGAGGGAGGUCCAGAGCCAGGGUAAGGAGACAAGGCCAUGCUUGGUGUCUUCAUGGGCGUCACCCCAGCCCACAUACGCUCUGAUUCUUCACCUUCUGACCCCACCUCCCCCGGGGAGCCUGCAGCCUUGUAGAGGCAGGUGGCAGCUGCCUGUUCCCAAAUGGCCUGUCGAGAUGCGGUGGGAGGGAGGGUUCUGUUUGCUGUGAUGAGGGGAGGAGAGAAAAGGAUGGCUCUAGCUCUCAGGAGGCCCCUGCCUCCCAGGGCAACCCUGGUGGGCCCCUAGUUGGCUGGGUACCUCUGAACACAGGGGUGUCCCCCAUGAAGUUUUCUUUUUUUUACCUCUGAGGUAAAUGUCAGUUGAAUUCAACUUUUAAGCCUUUCCUCUUUUCGGUGUCUGGGCCAUAGAUGGUCAGAAGCUUUAGGGACCGUCUUGUCCAAACUCUUCACCAUACAUAGCACAGUGACUUGCUCAGGGUCACUCCACCUCAAUCACCUAUUGUGUUUUUACCUAUUUUUUUUCCACCGUCGCUCGGAUAACAAUGAGGAUAGAUGUGCACGCUAGAUUUCCAGCCAAAGAGUGUGCUGCACCCUCCCUCCUGCCUCAGUUGGGGUUCUGUCUUGGAUGUCAGGUAAAGGACAAGAGAUCUGACAUGAUUGCCUGAGUAUUGUGUUCAAGCCCUGUGCUAGAUUCACACGCAUAUGUUUAAUCCUUAUGUUACAUUACAGCAUCAUUGCUCCAAUACGCAGAUAAAGAACCAGAAGCGCAGAGGAAUGAAGUAACCUGCCCAAGGCCACACAGCAUGAAAGUGACAAGCUGGGAUUUGAACCCAAAUCUUCCAGCUCUAAAGUUAGGCCUUCAGUGGCUGGAUAGCACCUCUGGGCACAUUUAAACCAGGCCCUGGGUCUACAGAAGCCAUUUCCCAAGGUCCCACGUCAUGGUGUAGCCUGGGCCGGCUCUGGCUUCCACAGAUGGAAAUCUGACCAUCCUCAAAUGAGACACAGCCAUCCCCCUGCCCAGGGCCCUCUCUCUGCCCAGGCUUCAGGGGUAGUGGUUCCUGUCCCCUGCCCACCUCUUUAAAGUUAAGCACAAGUCUCUUUGUAUGGCCAGAGAAGUUCCCAGAGACCAGCUGUCUCGGGACCCAUGCAGAAGGGCCCCGGCUUAGACCUGGAGCCCCAGAGGGACCCACACGAGGAAUGAGGCUCCUGCAGCAGGAAUUGCUGACGAGUGUCGUGGGACGGUCCGUGUUGCUGGUUGGGCCCCAGCCUGAGCCUCUAGGCUCUCCCGAGCUGGGGUUGGGGGGCGGGGGAUGGAUCCUCCUCUCUUGGACCAAGGCUGGGGCUCCCGUUCUGGCUUCUCCUGGGUGAGGCCGGCCCCAGAGCCCACCUUGACUUGUCGAGUCAGUGCUGAGGAUGGAGGGCUGCCUCUUUCAGUAGCCACUCCUCAGAGAAAGAGUCCUGCAUUUGCUGGAAUGUUCUCUGUGCUUGCCCUUCCUCGUGCCCCACCCCCCCAUUUCCCCUCUGCGAGCCGUCAGUGUCCCACACCUCUGUGUGUUUGCGUGUGGGACACUUCCCUAAGCAGAGCACCACCUGCUUUAUGAGGCUGGAGUCACCGUCACUGGAGCCUUGAAGGAGAGGACACUUUAGUAGGCAUGUCCUAAGGGGUUCUGCCCCCGUAGGGUUCUGGGCAAGGUGAUGGCUCUGUCAGUCCCUGCCAUGUCACUGCUGUCCCUCUGCUUUUCAAGGAGGUCAAGGUCAUGAGAUCAAGGUCAAGAGGCAAAUGAGACUCCUCUGCCCGUCUCUACCCCCUAGAGAGACGAUUCCAUCUCUUUUCAGGAAUCCCCCAGGAUCCCAGGGAGGGCAGACGAGUACCACUCGGCUGGAGCAGCAACAGGCCAUUUUCCAGCCGGUUCUAAAUGGACGGGUUGGAUGUGUUGGAACCCCUGCCUGGAGACGAGAGACUUGGCCGGCGUCUGCUCUGCUCCUCAAUUCCUUGCAGACAAAUGGCACUUUCCUUCUUCAGGAGCGUGACCUCCCUUCAUUAUUAGUGGUGAUAUUAUUAAUAAUUAUUAUUCUUACUGCUGCUGUUUGUUGCGCAUCUUCCUUGUGCUGUGCACUCUGUUCGUAUCUCAUUUGCUUCUCAAAUCACCUCUUGGCGGCAGGAGUGAGGGUGUAGAAAAGUGCACAUUAAUUAUCGUCCCAUUUUUCUGUUGAGAAAACUGAGGCUGGGCCAUGCGCCCGAGAACCCACAGCUGAGGAGCUGUGAUUCGGGUCCAGCUCUGUUGGCUCUACGGGCUGGAGAGUUACCCUACAUCGCCCAGCACCAUGCCCUCUGUGAUGAGCCUUCUGGAAUGGUCCAUCCCGGGCCAGGGCUCUGAGGCUGAAGCUGUUUGGGUCCUGGAGAGCGAAUUUCAAGUGUGUGUCCUGGGGAGGGAUGGGCAGCCGUGCACAUGUAUUGAGCAGUCUCGGAACCCCAGCAGUGAGAGGCUUCAGAGAGCAUCCAGUCGGGACUAAUUUGGGAGAGGGCAGCCGAGGCCACAGGGUAAAUAGUGGAGAGCUAACGUUCAGGAGGUGGGAGGUAGCAGGGGACAAAAUAAUGCCAGCCGUAGUGAUAGAAGAAGAGGGAAGAUUCCCCCAGAGCAAGAACUGGUAAGUAGCAGGAGCAUAAUUAAAUGGUCA